AUGGUAGAUUUUCCAAGUCGUGAAAGAGGUACAGCCCUACCCCGCCCCCGUCCCACCGUUCUGAACUCGAAUGACAAAGGAAAGCAGCGAGCGGUGUCCGAGUCCGAGUAUGAUCCUGAGGAGGAAGAACGCCAAGACCCUUCUGAAGAGGACGAUGUCGACGAGCCAGAAGAUGAUCUAGAAGAUAUUGACCAGCCAGAUGAUGAUCUCAUGUCGGAAGAUGAUCAUUUCAGCGGCAAGGAGGCGUCCCGCAACAUUGAUCGACUCUUGGAAGACUUAGAAAUCCCUGAUGCGGAUCCAUACCGUUCUGAGGGUGAUGACGAAAUGUCGAAUCACGGAGAAAGCGAACGUUGGAAGCGGCUCGAACAAAAUCAAAAACGAACUGACCAAAACGUAUCUCAAAUAGCAACUGCUGUCCGCGAUAUGGCCGAAGCGAUGAAACAGAUGAGGCGCGAUUUUUCUGUGGGGCCAGCUAAUCGGGCACGUGGAACUCAAGCUAAGAAACCACAAGGCGGCGAUUUUUUGCGUCGAAUACGACGUCAUAUCUGGACGCUAAUGGGAUUGAAGAAUGAGGGCCGGGUGCCUCCUAGCGCAAGCGAACAAGAACGGUCUCGAUGGAAGCGAAAAAUACCAAAAAACUUUGUCAACUCGAAUCUGGAUUUGGAAGAAGAAGAAGAGGUGGAUGAAGAGAGGGAUCCGCGUUUUCCUUACCGAGGCGGACCUGGGGGCGAAGACUCUAACCCACAGGUUUUACUAAUUAUGUGGAAAAUGAUGACGAGUGUUGGUGUAAGAUCCUUUCGACCUAUCUGGGAGGACAAGAUGAGCUCUGCGGAAAACAAGUUCCUGUGGCAACUAGCCACUGCGAUCUUCAUUCGGUUGGUGCAAUGUGGCGAAUACGAUGAUGUGACUAAUGGCGAAGCCAAGUCUUCGGUGGUGUAUACUGCUCUCACAAAACAUGCCCGACAGAGACUACAACGAAGCUUUCGCGAGUACAAUUCCAUGUCGAGAGGCGAACUGGAGGCCCGUCACAAGCAUGGGAAUCGACACAGUAGGUUGAAUGUGUGGAAAACUCGCAGAUGUACAAUCGCUACAGGUUUAAAUGGAAUGUGGGGACUGUGUCCUCUCAUCCAGGCGGCUACAAGUGACGACGAGACAGACGACGAUCAAGAUCUUCCAGCUGACAAACAGAAACGUUGCAGAGUCCUUCGGUUGCCAUGGCGGAGUCCCGCUCUGGAGGAUCUUCUAGUAAGACUCGACGUCUACCAAGAUACCAAGAAAAAAGCAAGUCCGAAGGGGACGCGUGGAGCCAAGCCUCGAAUCAGGUUGCGUGAAGAUGAUGAGGACAGAAAGGAAAGUCAAAUUUCGGCUCCAGCCGGUCUGCCUAUAGAUUGCUAUUCUGUAGAUUGGCUCUCCACGUUGGAUCCCACAGAACGUGAAGAUCUGGAAAUUGAAGAAGAACCAGCACUGGCAGCCUUUCAAAGGCGGGCACGAGUGCUCGGCGUGUGA
This is a messenger RNA of Melampsora larici-populina 98AG31, 1506 nucleotides long. RefSeq lists its product as uncharacterized. The record is from RefSeq and is a predicted model, not a curated record. Bases 1 to 1506 code for a protein of 501 amino acids. Lineage: Eukaryota; Fungi; Basidiomycota; Pucciniomycetes; Pucciniales; Melampsoraceae. The transcript has 4 exons.